Molecule: messenger RNA, 648 nt
Organism: Phytophthora sojae
Lineage: Eukaryota; Oomycota; Peronosporomycetes; Peronosporales; Peronosporaceae
Exons: 2
Coding region: 1-648 (215 amino acids)
Source: RefSeq, a predicted model, not a curated record
AUGGACAUGCGGUCCAAGGCGUACCCGGCGCUGCCGGAGGGGCGCGGGCUGCGGCUGGUGCUGCCCCGCGAGGGAGACCUGCGCUUCCGCCCGCAGAUCCCGGCGGCCUUCGCGCAGCGGCUGUUCAUCCACGCGGACCCGCGGCGGCGCUUCUGGUACGCGCGCUUCCAGCUGCGGCGCAAGUUCAUCGUCAUGUCCACGCGCGGCGACCUGUACGCCAAGAGCUGCGUGGCCACCUUCACGAUGGCUGACCUGCCCAAACAGAACGUGCUCAGCAUGCCCCGCGUGGCGCGCGGCGACCUCGUCAAGGUGCUGGACCUGGUGCAGUGCAGCAGGAGCGAGGGCCAGCGCUGGGAGCUCGUCUUCACGCGCUGGCGCAACGGCAUGGAGACGUGGCUCCCGCUCGAGGUCGUGCAGCUCUACGGGCCCAACCUGCUGCAGGAGUUCUACGUCAACUCCAUCAACUCGUGGGCCUUCCACAGCCGCGUGCAGCCAGCUAGCAACCUCGCGCUCUUCCGCACAGAGGUGGAGCUCUGGCUCUUCCACACGGAGUUCCAGAAGUUCUACAAGCGACUAAGAGAGAAGAGAGCAGAUGGCGCAGGAUCGCAGCAGCAGCAGCGGGCUCACCAGUGGCAACACCGACGGUAG